Molecule: messenger RNA, 2553 nt
Organism: Hippocampus comes (tiger tail seahorse)
Lineage: Eukaryota; Metazoa; Chordata; Actinopteri; Syngnathiformes; Syngnathidae
Gene: cyp1b1
Product: cytochrome P450, family 1, subfamily B, polypeptide 1
Exons: 3
Coding region: 437-2035 (532 amino acids)
Biological process (GO): progesterone metabolic process; hormone biosynthetic process
Molecular function (GO): heme binding; steroid 17-alpha-monooxygenase activity; iron ion binding
Source: RefSeq, a predicted model, not a curated record
AGGCUUAGUUUCCCAAGAACUUUGAAGCCCAAAUGUUAAUAUUCAACACAUACCAGUGGCUUCUCACAGCUUAUUCAGCUCAGAUCAAAUCUUUUCGGUAGUCCUUGGUGUUCUAAUAAAUCUUGUGACAUUGAUAUAGAAAGAAAGUAGGCAGGGGGUAAACUUCAAUUAUGUGAAAUUAUAAUGUAAGAUAGACCAAAUGAGGGAGAAUAGAUGGCAUCCGUUUGUAAAUAAAUGUCCUUUCGAACGAAAAAUGCAGAGGUAACAUUGUGUAAUCUUGGUUUAUGAGCAAGUAAAGGAGGCUGGAUUCAGUCCACACAUUGGCUUGUCUCCACCCUCCUGGACCGAUUUCUAACUACAAAUUCACUACCGCACUAGCAUCUCAACUUGUGUGACACUCCUCGAGAGAAGAAAACUGGACACUUGGGUGGUCAAGAUGGCUUUGAAGCUGGAUGAGAGCGGCGGAUUGUUUCUGAUGAGCCUGUUAGUGACUUGUGUCACCUACUUGCUGUCCCUCCAAGUGUGUCGCUGGUUCCAGCAGCGCUCGGUUGUGCGCCUGCCUGGUCCGUUCCCUUGGCCCAUCAUCGGCAACGCGGCGCAAAUCGGCAAAGCGCCGCACCUGUAUUUCGCGCGCUUGGUAGAGAAAUACGGCAACGUCUACCAGAUUAAACUGGGCUCCCGGAGCGUGGUGGUGCUGAACGGGGAAUCCAUCAAACAGGCGUUGAUCAAACAGGGCUCGGAGUUUGCCGGCAGACCCGAUUUCACCUCGUUCCAGUACGUGUCCAACGGGAACGGGCUCGCCUUCGCCACCACAUCGGACUGGUGGAAGGUGCACCGCAGGGUGGCCCAUUCGACCGUGAGGAUGUUCUCCACGGGGAACCAGCAGACCAAGAACACAUUUGAGCGACACAUUAUCUCCGAAUUUAAAGAGCUUCUGGAGCUCUUCGUGCGCAAGACCGAGCAGCACACGUUCUUCGUGCCCCUGGCGGACUUGGUGGUGUCCACGGCCAACAUCAUGAGCGCGGUGUGCUUCGGCAAGAGGUACUCGUACGACGACGUGGAGUUCCGUCAGGUGGUGGGCAGGAACAGCCAGUUCACGAAGACUGUCGGCGCAGGGAGCAUCGUGGACGUGAUGCCCUGGCUCCAGUACUUCCCCAACCCCAUCAAAACUUUGUUUGACAACUUCAAGAUGCUCAACCGGGAGUUCUGCGUCUUCAUUCUCGAAAAGGUGACGGCGCACAGGAAAUCCUUUGAAUCGAGCACCAUUAGGGACAUGACGGAUGCUUUGAUUGUGGCUUUGGGUAAAGUCAGCGAGAAAACUGGCCGCCGAUCGGACAAGGACUAUGUGUCAGCCACUGUUGCAGAUAUAUUUGGAGCAAGUCAAGACACGUUGUCAACAAUGCUGCAGUGGAUCAUUCUCAUCCUUGUCAAGUACCCGGAGAUGCAGGUGCGUCUUCGAAGAGAAGUGGACAUGGUGGUGGACCGCAGUCGCCUCCCCUCCAUCGAGGACCAGCAAGCGCUGCCUUAUGUCAUGGCCUUCAUCUACGAGGUGAUGCGCUUCACCAGCUUCGUGCCGCUCACAAUUCCUCACUACACUACCACAGACACCUCGAUCAGUGGUUACGCCGUACCAAAGAACACAGUGGUUUUUGUCAACCAGUGGUCGUCCAAUCACGACACCGCUGUCUGGUCAGAGCCGGAGAAAUUUGAUCCCCAGCGUUUCCUGCAACCCAGUGGUGAUCUGAACAAGGACAUGUGCAACUCUGUACUCAUCUUCUCUGUGGGGAAGCGGCGCUGCAUUGGAGAGGAGCUGUCCAAGCUUCAGAUCUUUCUCUUCACAGCUCUUCUGGUUCACCAGUGCCACAUUAGCACAGACCCGGCCAGGGCGCCCGGCCUCGGCUACAGCUACGGUCUGACUCUCAAACCAAACCCUUACUUUAUCGCUGUGUCACUGCGGGAUGACAUGAGGCUGCUCAAAGAGGUGACCAGCCAGGUUUUAGACGGGGAAAUCAAGAUAACUCCCUCAGACUCUUAAAAAAAGGAUGAAAAUAAAUUAAGUCCAAAAAACAAGCAGGCAAAAGAAGUGAACAUUUCUACGAUGAAAUGGCAAGUUCAGCAAAACAUGGCGGUCAAGUUGUGUCAGACGUGAUCACUAACAGCAAACCUAUCGUGAAUUUGUUUGAUAGCGUGAGUUAGAGACGGAUGACACAAGACAUGUAUUCAUAGCCAUAGGCCAUGCAUGAAAAGUCUUCAUUCAUCUAAAUAUACUGCUUACAUGCAUCAUGAAGUCGAACCAGAUUUCAGAUGGCGCGACGCAGAGGCUAGAGUACUGAUGUGAUGCAAGAACAUCAUGGUAGGAUUCUUCUGUUGGGAUUUAAAUACUGAACUGGAGGUCUUCAUUUAAUGCAGCAUUUCUGUUCAAGAAUGACUCCAUGCCCAACAAGCCAAAACAAACUCACAGUGCGCUCUGCUUGGCAUAACCUGCAAGAUAGUUAUUUACAAAUAAGGCUGAUGACCCAUUAUCUGAACCUCUUCAUCCUCACAAGGGUCGCA